AUGCCUAUACGUUUGCGAAGCACCGCUCAAAUAAGAACGAAGACGUUUAUCGCUGCGUGCAGUGUAGAAAGGAGAGUAGAAAUCGUGGUGGUCGGUGAUGAAUUCCUGACAGAUCCAUGUGGUCUCUUCCAUGACUGUCUCCCCGAGAGGUACUCGACAGAGAGAGGGACUAGAGCGUUUUUCGAGGAGCUUCAGAGCGUUAGGCAAGACUCGGCAUAUGCUACAAAAAAGCCUGUCCAGAUAUAUUUUGAUCUAAUAAGUAAAUCUCGAGAUGCAGAUGAUGAAGAUAUGGAGGACGCUAUCAGGGCAGCCAUCAGGAAAUCUGGCUAUCAGCUAUCAGGCGCGGAGACGGCAGAUAUCACAGAAUUUGAACAAAUGGCUCUUGAAAAUGGGCUUUAUGCAAUCGUCGCGGAUGGUGUGCACUCACUGCACCCGAAGAGCCUGGGAUACCAAGCACAACUGUAUUGUGUGCAUGGAGUUUGUAGCCGAGAAGUGGACCUUCCGCUGAUGUUCUGCAUCACGGAAAAGAAGACGCGUCGGGUUUAUAAGAAGAUUUUUGAGCACUUGAAAGCGAAUCUGCGAGGGGAAACCCCUCGACGCAUAGUGCUCGACUUCGAAAAGGCAGCUAUUCAUGCUGCCAAAAUGGUCUUCCCUACCGCGUCUGUGGAAUGCUGUGCAUUUCAUUUGGCCCAGGCCUGGAACCGAAAAAGGAACGCACUCACACUCAAGAAGUACAUCCAAGGCCCCGAAAGAGAUGCUCGCUUCGUAAAGUGGUGGGAAACGUUGAAAGGAAUCGUUUUUCUCCCACAAGGGCUACUGCGGGAUGUACGAGCCCUGCACAAUCCUCCAGUACCCAGCGACCACAGUGCCUAUGCAGACUGCCAGGAGUUCCUAGAUUAUUUGAGGACUAUCUGGAUUGACGGACCAUUUAAAGGACUGUGGUGCAAAUGGGGUCUUGAGGAGUUGAGAACUACCAACUUGGCUGAGGCCUUUCACAGGCGGGUCCAAGUGCUUGCAUCGGUCCACCACCCACCAUUGAGCAUCUUGAUCGAUAUUUUGAAGAAGCUCAAUUAUGAGGCUAAAGCUGCUCUCACGCGCCUCAAAGAGGUAAGCAUCCCGGGAGCGUAA
Cooperia oncophora is the source of this 1128-nucleotide messenger RNA. The record is from the annotation of a GenBank genome assembly. NCBI's taxonomy places the organism in Eukaryota, Metazoa, Nematoda, Chromadorea, Rhabditida, Trichostrongylidae.